Molecule: messenger RNA, 5749 nt
Organism: Gadus chalcogrammus (walleye pollock)
Lineage: Eukaryota; Metazoa; Chordata; Actinopteri; Gadiformes; Gadidae
Gene: hbp1
Product: HMG-box transcription factor 1
Exons: 11
Coding region: 1025-2380 (451 amino acids)
Biological process (GO): regulation of transcription by RNA polymerase II
Cellular component (GO): nucleus
Molecular function (GO): RNA polymerase II cis-regulatory region sequence-specific DNA binding; RNA binding; DNA-binding transcription factor activity, RNA polymerase II-specific
Source: RefSeq, a predicted model, not a curated record
GUUAAGUUAUCUACUUAAUUUCAAAGUAACGCACGGAUCAAAAUCGUAUAAUCGAUCAUUAUUAUACGGAGCUUUACCGCACGAUUUGAGAAUGUAUGUCUAGCAGAGUUGUCAUGCACGUAUUAAAUGUCGAAUGACAGAUUGUGCUUGCCUGUUUUUUUUUUCAUUGUGACGUGUGUUUUGGUUGUAUCAAUCGAACAGACAGCGAUCGCCCUGCGCUACGAAACAUUCCAACUUUAAUAGGGUGAUUGGUUGCGUUAUGGGUUCUGGAAUGUGCGUUUGGACGAUUGCAACUCAUUCAUUUAUUUGAACAGGCAACAUAGGUUGCGUCAUGCCUGAACUUGUUGACAUUCUUUUGUUUACCAUGUAGGCUUCAGUGCCUUUGCGUUCUCCUGCAGAACGACCUACUACCGUGUUGUAACACUUUGCUUUGCAUCCAUCUAUUGUCUUACACGGUUGAAUUGGCAUGAUUUUAGAAUGUAAUUUUAAGCAAAAAUGAAUGACCUUAUGGAUCAGAUACUUAUUUAAAACAUCAAAGCAAAAUGACCCUUUGAAUUUGUUCAAGUAUCCAAUGGUUUAUGAGUAUGGAUAACGUUUUAGGUUACCUUGUGCAUUUAAUCCAUGUAGCCCUUUAUAACCUAGUUAUUGUUUUGAUAGCUCGGUGGGCUACGUUCCCGGAAUGUCUACAUUUUUAUACAGAGCAAAAACGAUUGGUUGUCAACUACUUUUAGACUCCGGGAUUUUUUUACUUGGUAUUGAAUGUGUUUAACACAAUCAAUCUGUUGUUUUUGUUACGCAGUAGUGAAUGAAUGAGCGAUAGUGCGCAUGCGCGAACGAAGUCUUUUAGUUUAUAAACAAGCCCUGUACGCAAUUGGCCACGUGACUGUUCUUGCACAGGGUUUCUCUGUUUCUUUCAAAGACAAAAGCCAGGCCAGCUUGGGAAGCGUAAUGUAACGCAGAAACGACAGCACAUCUGACCUAGAACACGUGUGGAAACAAAAGAAAAGAGAAAAGCAGAGCAACAAUGGACGAGUCCUUUGACCCACUAAAGUGCACUGAGGAGCUACCCUCCUCUCCAGGGUGCAACAUGGAUUUCGACGACAUGCCAGAGCUCCAGGAGGUGGACGAGGACAGGAGGUCCUCUGAGAUGUUCCGGGUGGGGGCGGGGGUCUCCCACCAGGAGUUGGGCACCUCCCCCAGCAACAACUGGCUGGCGGAGCUCGCCAAUAUAGCCACCAGCCCCCAGAGCCCCCUCCUCAAAGACGCCCCCCACAAGAGAUCGUCCCCGGUCCACAUCUUCGGCAGCAGCAACAGUUUACAUUCCUACGCCCGCCCGCCGCUGGCCAGCAGCGCCCCCACCCCGUCGAGGAUGCACCUGCGAGACCGCCGACGCGUCAGGGCCAGCAGUGAGUCCGAGUCCGGGGUCUUCUCCAUGUCUUCAUCGUUCUCAGACGACGAAGACAUGGCCUGGUCCCGCUCCUGGCCCUCCACAGCCUGGCAUUGCUUCCUGAAAGGCACCCGUCUGCGCUUCCACCGCGGCUCCAACGUGGAGUGGCAGGACGCCGACGACCUCCGAGACUCUGACGACGACUCCGACGACGACUCCAUGAUGGUGUGCACCUCCCUCAAGAGCUACGGGUCGGAGGGGCUCCGGUUGGUGGACCACGAGGAGGCCGUGUCUGUGGCCCAGGUGGUGCUCAAACUGACCUUUGACCCCGGCUCAACCACCAAUGGCCUUUUAACAGCGGAAUGUCGACUGGACCACCCGUUUUUCGUCAAAAAUAAAGGGUGGGCUUCCUUCUACCCCAGCCUCACUGUGGUGCAUCAUGGGAUCCCCUGCUAUGAGAUGCAGGUGGGUGACCUGUGUCUUCCCCCCAACCACGCGGAUGCCAUUAACUGCGACGACUCGGUGGUCUUCGACACUUUCAGGAGUUAUGACUUCACCCCGCUGGACUCCUCAGCCGUGUACGUGUUGAGCAACAUGGCUCGCCAGCGCAGGACCUCCCAGUCCAGCGGGGGCGCUGUGAGCCCAGACUGUGAUAAGUUUGAGCGCGCCGGCUCCCCGCAGUCCUCCAACAGCAAAUCAGGCAGGGGCCAGACUUCAGGGACGGCCGUGGUUGCCGUGCCCACAAAAUGCAAGCGGCCGAUGAAUGCAUUCAUGCUCUUCGCUAAGAAGUACAGAGUCGAGUACACCCAGAUGUAUCCCGGCAAGGAUAACAGAGCCAUCAGCGUAAUCCUGGGGGACAAGUGGAAGAAGAUGAAGAGCGAGGAGAGGAGGAUGUACACCCUGGAGGCCAAGGUCCUGGCCGAGGAGCAGAAGCGCCUCAACCCGGACUGCUGGAAGCGCAAGAGGACCAACUCGGGCUCCCAGCAGACCUAGUUGAGCCCCACGACCUGCUCAGGUGUUGCUGGUGUGAUACGGAGGAGAAGCCCUUUAGAUACACACCGCUUAAAGCCUGAACACAGCUCUGCGCCCGCAUCGAUGAGUUACAACUGUGAUGCAGAACUUAUACACGCAUUUUAUUACCUUUACAAAGAAUACAUUAUAGAGACAACCUUUAAGGGAAAGAAAUCGGCAACAUUGAUUACAGAAUAUAUCCCCAAACUGUAAAAUGUAAUCUCAUCACUAACAGUGCUACUAUUUUCCUAUAACUUUUUAUGUCAGAUAUGCCUUUUGUUUUACGUCCUUUUUUAAAAUAAUGGAUCUGCUUCUAUAUAUUUCCAGAUAUUUCAUACUACUCAGAGAUAAACAUGUGGAUAUGUGGUGCUACGCUCAGUGUAGGCUGAGCAAUCUUUUAAACAGCGAGUGUCCAUAAUUGUAAAAUAAUAGUAUAAUACUAUAUUUUGCAACACUUUCUUCUUCCUCUAGCCUCUGCCUCAUUUUGAGGAACAAUCCACAGAUUGGUCAACUUUUUCAUGGAUAAAUGUUGUAAUGCAGUGAAUAAUAAGCAAUUAAACGUCGGUCAGUUGUGUGUGAUUGUGUGUGUGUGGAUGUGCCUGCCUUGACUUGCGAUCCCCUUCCUUCCCACUGGGCUAAACCAUGAAUGGGCCUUGAUGGGGGGGGGGGGUGCACGGGAGAGGAGGUAGAACACACACACACACACACACACACAAAUAUACACACAUACUUACUUACUUACUUAUACACACUUACUUGCUUACAAACACACACCCACACAUGUGUAUAUAUACACACACACACACAUACUUACUUACAUACACACUUACCUGCUUACAGACAGACACACACACACACACACACACACAAAAGUAAACGCGUACAUCAUCAGUAAAUCAGGGCCGGGCCUCACUGUAAGUGUUUAAUCUUUAUUGCACUUUAUAUAAAUAUGUAAUCUAACAUUUACAGCCAUGGUAUGCUCGAGGAAACCAUUUGUAUGAUAUGGUAUAUGAUAUGUAUCUCGAUUCGAUAUUUGACAUGCUCGUGGUGAAGCAGCCGUGCUCUGCUUGCGGGUUUGCUUGAGUUUAUACUGCUUUGUUGAUAAUGUACAGGUUUCACAUACACCCAUCCACCUCUUGCACAGAAUACCCCUUGUAUUAUAAUAUAAAUACAUUUUUAAAAUUGGCAUUCGACUUCAGGUCAGCCUGCAUUGUGUUAUUAUUCUAUUAGACUAUUUGCUCACUGUCUUUGUAGUAGGCCUACUAUUCCAGUAAGUGGGAGAUAAGAAGGAUAGCAGAGAAACAGCAGCGCUCACAUUGACAUAUUAGCCACGCGGAAGCCUAGUUCAACAUCAGUAACGUUUUCCUGCUUUAAUAAAUAUGUUUUAUUCAGGCGUAGGCAUGUCUUCUAUUUACUAAGAUGUGUUGCGGCUUCAUCAGUGGUCUUUAUUUGUGAUUAUUUAUUACGCGAUCGACAGAGGGCGCCAAAGCUCCACUGUAAUUUACACUCCAUGGAGACUCCAUGGAGCAGGUUAUAUACAACGUUCAGCACCAAUAUGCCAUUCAUUUCGGAUGCGCAGAGCGUCUGACUGCAUCCACAUCAACGGCGCCCAUGCUUGUCACUGUCAGGUGGGGAGGGGAACCUCAAACUAUUUUACUCGUAUGCCAGUGACAAUAUGAAGGAUGCCCUAUCCGAAUAUAACAUACAAGUUAAACAUCUGGUUGAGCUUAUAGUGAAGAAGCAUUCAUGGGCCUACAAGAAAGACCUUUCUACGAAUGCAUCAUCGUGUUGCAAUUCAUAUUCAUUGUUCAGAAGUUUUGACCAAAAUCUUCCAGACUAUAGCGAUUACGUUUAUGUUUUCAUUAAUCAACCAUGGCACACCUUACAUAGCCUAUACUUUAUCAUUGUAUGGUUUUCUAGGACAACUUUAAAGAGCCUCCAAGGCCUCAUUUGCAAUGCACCCAUCUGUUCCAACGCUUUGAAAUGGAUACAAAAUGAUACAGUUAAAUAAAAUAAAAAGUGAUUAACACCAUUCACAGGAUUUGAAGAAUAUAAAUCAAAUUUGACCAUCUGGAACGAGACUAUUAUAAUUAGGAGUCAGAGUGUUAAUCUCGAAAGAUUUCAGUUUCGUUAUCUUGGCGAUACUUCUGGCGAUGAGCCAUAAUCGCAGGUGUGCUUUUGGACCACACUUCACAGAUCCACACCGUGUGUGUGACGUCAUGCGCCGCUUGGGAUUUUUCCUGGGAAUGUCGCCACCGACACCGCGUAGGUAACAUCCAUAACACUGCUAAUGCAUAUGGGAGGGCUUUCAUAAAUGGGCCCUAUAGGCCACCACAGUCACUGUUGUGUAGCUUCGUUCUGCGAUUGAUAAUAAUAACCAGACAUUAAUUUACGUGAACAUCUUGGGAGAUUAUUCAUUUAAAUACGCAAAUGAAUAUAUUACAGAUUGGUCUCUGGCACUGUGACAUCAACUUGUCAGCGAAUAGCCGCGGGAGAGAGAGGGCUGACACCCACGGCUUGCUGAGAAUGAGCAAACACAAUGAAACCAAAGGAUGCAAGCUGCAUACUGUGAGCCUACUAUGCAUACAGGCCUACAAUGCACAUAAUAUCGUACGUUGAAACGCACACCGUGAUUGAUGUACACAUGGAUGGAUGGAGAGAAAUAGGCGGAUGCUUCACGGAUGAAGACACAGGCUGACGGCCGCGUGGUUGAGCUACUGUCAACAGGGCAUGGCCAAAGCAACAACUCGGGUGAGAAACUAUCGCUGGAGAGGGGGCUUGAAUUAUGCAUGAGGUUCCUUUGACGGGAACAAUCCCAAGCACAAAUGAAUUUGAAAAUUAACAAUUUGGUGUGGGGCAAACAGAGUGAGAGACAGUGCUCACCACUGCCUGCUUCCUCUCAAAUCAUAAGCUGCACCUCAAUCAAGGCUCUCUAAUUAGGGGCAAUUAGGCAGAGUCAUUCAGCGAGCGAUACCAGCCCUGAAGCCUUGAUUACAUGUCUUUUGUAAGACGGUGAUAAUCAAAGGCUGUGCGUUAGUCUGUGAGCUGUGCUGACGUAUAUUUUCAGGAAGCUGCUUUAUUUUUAUUUAUUUUUACCAGAUAAGCCAUAUGGCCACAUCAUCUGAAUCUACACGAGGUCAACAUGAGGUCCUACUUGGAAGCUCGUUAUCCCGUUUCAUCUCUUGAAGGAAUGACAUUUAGUGAAUCCCGCCGACGGUUUCAAAUGGCACCUGUUUAAUUAUUUGGAAUAAUUACUCGGAAUACAAAGCUCAAAAUGUGGCAGGAAAUUGAUGCAUGAUGAAUGCCUUCGGUGCGAUGCGGUGAAUGCAGGCGAUUCCCACCUUCCCCUCG